Messenger RNA from Halichondria panicea, 2105 nucleotides. Its product is annotated as kanadaptin-like. Gene Ontology annotation, molecular function: mRNA binding; protein binding. NCBI's taxonomy places the organism in Eukaryota, Metazoa, Porifera, Demospongiae, Suberitida, Halichondriidae. The record is from RefSeq and is a predicted model, not a curated record. The transcript has 12 exons. Bases 39 to 2048 code for a protein of 669 amino acids.
AUCAUUCCUGUCCUAGCCCCGCCCACUUUCUGGACAAAAUGGAAGAAGCUAGUCGUAGUAGUAGUAGUAGUAGUAAGGUAGCAACAAGUCAGUUUAAAGUGCCAAGCAUUUCCAUACCAAGAAAGAAGAAGCCUCCUAAGCAAGAAGUCACCCCAGAGACGCCUUUAGAUCCAUCCAGGGAUGUUGAGAGCUCACAGGAGUUGACAGAGCAACCAAAACCAAACACCCUAACCACGAUACCAAAGGACACAACAGGCGAGGAACAGAGUGAAGUAGUAGAAGAUCAGCAAACAUCAAAAGACGAUGAUCCUAGUAGACGAGCAAACGAAACGGCUACAUCAGACAAACAGGCAGGGAAUUUCCCUCCCGUCCCGUACAUCGUACCACAUUGGAGUGGCGCUCCCACUGAAUCAUACUUCCUGUCAGUCAUCAAGAACGGAAUAGUCAUUGAAGAAAUCUCCCUAUCCGGCAAACCUUUCCUCGUUUUUGGUCGCCUCCUGUCUUGUGACGUACAAUUGGAGCAUCCCUCACUGUCACGCUACCAUGCCAUACUGCAAUAUCGACCCCCUGAUGGUGAAAAUUCCGACGCUGAGCAAUCAAGCGGAUCAGCAUUCACUGGAAAUACAAGAGAGCCUGGUUACUAUGUGUACGACCUUGGUAGUACACAUGGUACAUACGUGAACAAAAGCCAGAUCAACCCUCGCUGCUACUGCAGGCUCAGAGUGGGGCAAAUGGUGAAGUUUGGUGGAAGCUCGAGAAUGUUUCUACUGGAGAGUGGGACCGGGGGUCAAGCUGAUGUGGAGGCAAGUGCUGAGGAGGAGAUUCAAGAGAUUCUGGAACAGCGAGAGAAGGUAGAGAAGAAAAAGGCAGAGUCAGAGGCCGCCAGGGAGCGACAGGCCAAAGAGAGGGAGAGUAUGGGUGCCAUGUGGGGAAUGUUACUGGAGGAUGUCCCGGAAGAAACAGAGGAAGAGCAUGAACUAGACCCGGAGAGGGAGGCCUACUAUAGUGAGGACCCAAAGAAAGCUCUCUGGAAGUUCUUUGACAGAGAAGGACUCGAGUUGGAAUACGAAACUGUAGAGGAAGGCCCACCCAGAGCCCGGGUGUUCACCGCCAAAAUUAGACUCCCGAUAGACACAGCGACUGGAGAGAGCAUCUAUGCAGAGGCCAGUGUACAGGGUAAAAAGAAGGAUGCAGUGCUGCAGUGUGCCCUCAAUGCCUGCAGGGUACUUGAUGCUCACGAUAUGCUCAGGGAAAACAGUCAGAAGCGUAAGCGUCGUAAGCGUAACUGGGAGGAGCAUGACUACUACGACAGCGAUGAGGACACAUUCCUGGACAGGACCGGAACAAUUGAAGUGAAGAGAAAGCAACGUAUGAAAAAAGCAGGAGUGUCACAUGAUACGACACAAACCUACCGCUCUUUGCAAGAGCAACUCAAGUCCAUUAAAAAAGAGAUAUCUGAAAUUGAACAGAAACUGAAAAGAAAUCAACAAGUCAGUGCUGGUGGUGGUGAUGAGGACCUGGACCAGUUCAUGAAAAGCGUCCGUCAUCAGUUGGACCCAUCACAAAAGAGAGAGCUCAAACAGAAAGUACAAUCUCUUAAAAAGGAGGAGGAGAGAGUGAGCAAGUUGGCAUCCAUUGCUAGACCAGCUGAAAUGCCAGCCAAAAUAAGUGAUGAAGCUAUUGCCCAAACACCUGAGGCUAUCAUAGCUUCAAAAUCAAAAAGAGCGUUCAUACCUCCUCCCAAGAAAGUACCUGCCAAGACGAGCAAUAAACCCUCAAGUAAAGAAGACCUAGUCACAAGGGAAUCGGCCAAAAUGGAGGUCGACCCACCACCGCCACAGGCAGACCCCCCUCAGUCAAAAUCAGACACCUCCGCAAAAAUGGUGCCUAUCAAGAAAAAAAAGAGGUUGCCCCCAGUGAACGAAACAACAAAUCAAUCUUCAGAGCCUCAGUGGCCAAAAAACGAUGAAGACUAUAGCGACUGGAUGCCCCCAGAGCAUCAAACUGGAGACGGAAAAACACAUUUGAACGAAAAAUUUGGCUACUAAAAUUUAUUGUAUACAAUGCUCUGUAUCUGGAUUAUUAUGUUUCACUUUCAUUGUAAA